AUUUUACAGCUGUUCGCAAACAAAACAAAUUGCGCUUAGAAAAAGUUUAUAAAUUAAAGAAUUUUCACUAUUUUAUGGACUGCUGCGGCAACGAAGUGCGCAGCGAGAGUAUCUACAACAUGCUGCAGGCCCUGGUCGACUCGAAGGUGAUCAACGUGCAGCUCCUGUCCAUUGCCGUGGGCAUUUUCUUCGUAGUCCUGCUGUUGAAAAACAAUUUUCGCAGCUUCUCUGGCACGUAAACGCAUGGAUUUAAUGCUGGCCCCUCGAGUUAGUGCUUAAUUUAUGUAAUAAUGUAAUGUACGCCGUUUAGCUAAGGACUAAUAAUAAUAAUAACAACU
Molecule: messenger RNA, 338 nt
Organism: Drosophila serrata
Lineage: Eukaryota; Metazoa; Arthropoda; Insecta; Diptera; Drosophilidae
Source: RefSeq, a predicted model, not a curated record